CCAGGGCCCCCCGCGCCCCCCGCGCCCCCCGGCGCCCGCACCGCCACCAUGUCGCUGCUCUGCGUCGGAGUUAAAAAGGCCAAGUAUGAUGGGCCCCAAGAGAAGUUUAACACCUAUGUGACCCUGAAGGUGCAAAAUGUCAAGAGCACAACCAUAGCGGUGCGGGGCAACCUGCCCUCCUGGGAGCAGGACUUCAUGUUUGAGAUCAAUCGGCUGGACUUGGGCCUGACUGUGGAGGUGUGGAACAAGGGGCUCAUCUGGGACACCAUGGUGGGCACGGUGUGGAUCCCCCUCCGGACCAUCAGACAGUCCAAUGAGGAGGGCCCUGGGGAAUGGCUCACGCUCGACUCCCAGGUCAUCAUGACUGACAAUGAGAUUUCAGGCACCAAGGAUCCGACUUUCCACCGCAUCCUCCUCGACACCCGCUUCGAGCUGCCGCUGGAUAUCCCUGAGGAGGAGGCCAGGUACUGGGCCAAGAAACUGGAGCAGCUCAACGCCAUGCGGGACCAGGAUGAUUAUGCCUUCCAAGAGGAGCAGGAAAAGCCACUGCCUGUGCAUGGCUCACAGUGCUGCAACUGGAAUUAUUUUGGCUGGGGAGAACAGCAGAACGAUGACCCCGACAGUACCGUGGAUGACCGGGACAGUGACUAUCGCAGCGAGACCAGCAACAGCAUCCCCCCACCCUACUACACCACGUCCCAGCCCAACGCCUCCGUGCACCAGUACCCCAUGAGGCACCAGCAGCAGAGCUCCCGUGACUCCUACACCGACUCCAUGCAGAGCUACGAGAUGGACUACUCGGACCAGGCUCCCAUCAGCCCCACAGGGAGCAGCCGCUACGCCUCAUCGGCCGAGCUGAGCCAGGGCAGCUCCCAGCUGAGCGAGGACUUCGAGAACGAGAGCCUGAGGGACUCGGAGCUGGACGAGAGGGACGGGGACUCCUACCACUCCUGCCACAGCUCCGUCAGCUACCGCAAGGACUCGCCACGCUGGGAGGAGGAGGAUGAUGAUGAUCUCUACCUGGAGGAGGAGGAGGAAGAGUUCAUCGAGGAUUACAGUGAGACUGAGGAAGGCUACCCCAAGGAAGAGGAGUUGGAAGAGGAGGAGGAGGAACUGCGGGAGCAGGACACCUAUGAACCCCCUGAGCAUGAAACGUACCCACCGCCACAGAAACCCCUGCCACAGCAGCAGCAGCAGCAACAGGUCCCGCAGCAGCAGCAGCAACAGCAGCAACAGCAGCAACCCCAGCUGGUCCCACAGCAGAAACCUCAGCAGCAGGAAAGGAAGGAGGAGAGGAAAGAGGAGAGGAAAGAGGAGAGGAAGGAGGAGAAGGACACCUCUGCCCCCCAGGAACCCCCUGAGGCCCUCCAGGCCCAGCGGGCAGAGGAGGAAGUUCCCAUGCAAGAGGCAGCCCCGGAGACUGAGCCCUCAAAACCAGCUGAGAGGGAGCCGUCAGAAGAGGAGGUGCAGGACCCCAAAGCACGAGCCAAAGCCAACUGGCUGAGAGCCUUCAACAAGGUCUGCAUGCAGCUGCAGGAGGCCCGCGGGGAAGGUGAUGGAGAGAAAUCCCUGUGGUUCAAAGGCGGGCCUGGUGGUGGGCUGAUCAUUAUAGACAGCAUGCCGGACAUUCGCAAGCGAAAACCCAUCCCCCUAGUUAGCGAUUUGGCCAUGUCCCUGGUCCAGUCCAGGAAAGCGGGAAUCACGUCCGCGCUGGCCUCGAGCACCUUGAACAAUGAGGAGCUGAAAAACCAUGUUUACAAGAAGACCCUGCAAGCCUUAGUGUACCCCAUCUCCUGCACAACGCCCCACAACUUCGAGGUGUGGACGGCCACCACCCCCACGUACUGCUACGAGUGUGAGGGGCUGCUGUGGGGCAUCGCCCGGCAGGGCAUGCGCUGUGCCGAGUGCGGCGUCAAGUGCCACGAGAAGUGCCAGGACCUGCUCAACGCUGACUGCCUGCAGAGGGCGGCGGAGAAGAGCUCCAAGCAUGGAGCAGAGGACCGGACCCAGAACAUCAUCAUGGUGCUCAAGGACCGCAUGAAGAUCCGGGAGCGCAACAAACCAGAGAUAUUUGAGCUGAUCCAGGAGGUGUUUGGGGUCAACAAGACCACGCACACGCAGCAGAUGAAGGCGGUCAAGCAGAGUGUCCUGGAUGGCACCUCCAAAUGGUCAGCCAAGAUCAGCAUCACGGUGGUCUGUGCCCAGGGCCUGCAAGCAAAGGAUAAGACGGGUUCCAGUGACCCCUAUGUCACUGUGCAGGUUGGAAAGACAAAAAAAAGGACAAAAACUAUCUACGGCAAUCUCAACCCAGUCUGGGAGGAGAAUUUCCAUUUCGAGUGCCAUAACUCCUCUGACCGCAUCAAGGUCCGAGUGUGGGACGAGGACGAUGACAUCAAGUCCCGUGUCAAGCAACGCUUCAAGAGGGAAUCCGAUGACUUCCUGGGCCAGACCAUCAUCGAGGUCCGGACCCUGAGCGGGGAGAUGGACGUCUGGUACAACCUCGACAAGCGCACAGACAAGUCAGCGGUGUCGGGAGCCAUCCGGCUGCACAUCAGCGUGGAGAUCAAGGGCGAGGAGAAGGUGGCUCCCUACCAUGUCCAGUACACCUGCCUGCACGAGAACUUGUUCCACUUUGUGACGGAUUUGCAAAACAACGGGGUGGUGAAGAUCCCCGAUGCCAAGGGGGAUGAUGCAUGGAAGGUCUACUUCGAUGAGACAGCACAGGAGAUUGUGGAUGAGUUUGCCAUGCGCUAUGGGGUGGAGUCCAUUUACCAGGCCAUGACGCAUUUUGCCUGCCUCUCCUCCAAGUACAUGUGCCCCGGGGUGCCGGCGGUGAUGAGCACCCUGCUGGCCAACAUCAACGCCUACUACGCCCACACCACCUCCUCCAGCAACGCCAACGCCUCCGACCGCUUUGCCGCCUCCAAUUUCGGGAAAGAUCGCUUUGUCAAACUCCUGGACCAGCUGCACAACUCCCUGCGCAUCGACCUCUCCAUGUACCGGAACAACUUCCCUGCCAGCAGCCCCGAACGGCUGCAGGACUUGAAAUCCACAGUGGAUUUGCUGACCAGCAUCACCUUCUUUCGGAUGAAGGUCCAGGAGCUGCAGAGCCCCCCACGAGCCAGCCAGGUGGUGAAGGACUGUGUGAAGGCCUGUCUCAACUCCACCUACGAGUACAUCUUCAACAACUGCCACGAGCUCUACAGCCGCGAGUACCAGACAGACCCGACUAAGAAAGGCGAGGUGCCCCCUGAGGAGCAGGGCCCCAGCAUCAAAAACCUGGAUUUCUGGUCCAAGCUCAUCACCCUGAUCGUCUCCAUUAUCGAGGAAGACAAGAACUCCUACACGCCCUGCCUGAACCAGUUCCCCCAGGAGCUGAACGUGGGGAAGAUCAGCGCUGAGGUGAUGUGGAACCUCUUUGCUCAGGACAUGAAGUAUGCAAUGGAAGAGCACGAGAAGCACCGCCUGUGCAAGAGCGCCGACUACAUGAACCUGCACUUCAAGGUGAAGUGGCUGUACAACGAGUACGUCACCGAGCUGCCCUCCUUCAAGAGCCGCGUGCCCGAGUACCCCGCCUGGUUCGAGCCCUUCGUUAUCCAGUGGCUGGAUGAGAAUGAGGAGGUGUCACGGGAUUUCCUGCACGGAGCGCUGGAGCGGGACAAGAAGGAUGGGUUCCAGCAGACCUCGGAGCACGCGCUCUUCUCCUGCUCCGUGGUGGACGUUUUCUCCCAGCUCAACCAGAGCUUUGAGAUCAUCAAGAAGCUGGAGUGCCCCGAUCCCCAGAUUGUGGGGCACUACAUGCGACGGUUUGCCAAGACCAUCAGCAAUGUGCUGCUCCAGUACGCUGAGAUCAUCUCCAAGGAUUUUGCCUCGUACUGCUCCAAGGAGAAGGAGAAAGUGCCCUGCAUCCUGAUGAACAACAUCCAGCAGCUCCGUGUCCAGCUUGAGAAGAUGUUUGAAGCCAUGGGUGGGAAGGACCUGGACACAGAAGCCAGCGAUAUCCUGAAGGAACUGCAGGUGAAACUUAACAACGUCCUGGAUGAUCUGAGCCGAGUCUUUGCCACCAGUUUCCAGCCACACAUCGAGGAGUGUGUGAAGCAGAUGGGUGACAUCCUGAGCCAGGUGAAGGGCACCGGCAACGUCCCCGCCAGCACCUGCAGCAGCGUCGCGCAGGACGCCGACAAUGUCCUGCAGCCCAUCAUGGACCUGCUGGACAGCAAUCUGACGCUCUUCGCCAAGAUCUGCGAGAAGACGGUGCUGAAGCGGGUGCUGAAGGAGCUCUGGAAGCUGGUGAUGAACACCAUGGAGAAGACCAUCGUCCUACCCCCACUCACGGACCAGACGAUGAUUGGCACGCUCUUGAGAAAACAUGGCAAGGGGACAGAGAAGAGCAGGGUGAAGCUGCCCAGUCACACUGAAGGCACACAGAUGAUUUUCAACGCGGCCAAGGAGCUGGGGCAGCUUUCCAAGCUGAAGGACCACAUGGUGCGUGAGGAAGCUAAGAGCCUGACCCCGAAACAGUGUGCGGUGGUGGAGCUGGCACUGGACACAAUCAAGCAAUACUUCCACGCCGGCGGCGUGGGGCUGAAGAAAACGUUCCUGGAGAAGAGUCCUGACCUGCAGUCGCUGCGCUAUGCCCUGUCUCUCUACACCCAGGCCACAGAUCUCCUCAUCAAAACCUUUGUGCAGACCCAGUCGUCACAGGGCUCUGGCGUGGAUGACCCCGUUGGUGAGGUGUCCAUCCACGUGGAGCUCUUGACCCACCCCAGUGGCGAGCACAAAGUCACCGUCAAAGUGGUGGCUGCCAAUGACCUCAAGUGGCAGACCUCGGGCAUCUUCCGGCCCUUCAUCGAGGUCAACAUCAUCGGGCCCCACCUCAGUGACAAGAAGAGGAAAUUCGCUACCAAAUCCAAGAACAACAGCUGGGCCCCCAAGUACAACGAGAGCUUCCAGUUCACGCUGGGGACGGAGACGGGCCCCGAGUGCUACGAGCUGCAGGUGUGUGUGAAGGAUUACUGCUUUGCCCGGGAGGACCGCACCGUGGGCAUCGCCGUGCUGCAGCUCCGGGACAUCCUGCAGCGCCCCGGCUGCGCCUGCUGGCUGCCCCUGGGCCGCCGCAUCCACAUGGACGACACCGGGCUCACCGUGCUCCGCAUCCUCUCCCAGCGCAACAACGACGAGGUGGCCAAGGAGUUCGUCAAGCUCAAGUCGGACACGCGCUCGGCCGAGGAGGGCAGCAGUUAAAGUCCUUCGGCCCGCAGCCCUCGCCUCCCACUCCCGGCCCCCCGACAGAAUCCUCUAGCCGUGUAUAAGCCAUAGGAGUGGCCACAGAGGAGUCGCUGCCCCGGCCCUGGGGAGGGGGUGCUGUGGCUGCGGGGGUGCUGUGGCUGCGGUGACAGACUCUCCCCUCCCUCCCCGGCCCCGGUGCCGGCGGUGCCGAGCACAGCCAGGCCCCGUCGCACCCCGCAGGAGGCUGCUGGGCUUGGGCGGGCUGCAGGGAAGGGCUGGAGCAGAGCCUGGGCCAGGGGAGCCAUCCGCCCCUCCCCAGCCUGGCUGAGACGGGGGAACCCCAGCGGCCCAUCCCUGAACCUCCAUGUCCCACCCAGCCCCAGACCUCACCGAGUGACACAAGGGAGGGGCUGCGGAGGGUGCGUGUGUCCCGUGCCGUGCGCGGGUGCGGGUGAGUGGCCGGCACAGCGUGGUGGCCCCUUGUCCCCAUCCCUGAGCGUGGGGGUGUGUCCUGAGGGCAGGGCAGCUGCCAGCCCUGAGCACAUAUGUGUACAUAUGUAAAUACCUGUACAUACAGGGCAGCCGGGCAGGCUGUGUCUUGCACCCGGAAGGGCUAUUGGGGCUGUUGGAUUGAGGGGUGCAGCCCCCACGGGCCCUGCACAGGGUCCCCUCCCUGGCUGGCAGCAGCGUCAGCAGGGUCGGGAGCAGCCCCCGGCCCGUAUCCUGUCUUCCCUGCCUUGCUGCCGCCGUGGGCUCCCCCGCUGCCCCCCGCAAGGUGCCAGGGCUUGGGGAGACGGGGCCGGGGGCACCAGAGCAGAGGAACUCGUUCCUCUGUGCUCUGGCCGAUGGGGACCAGCGUCCCUGAGCAGCGCAGCCCGCGGCAUCUCCUUGGCGCAAGCAAAACCCUUCCCACCCCGCCCCAGAGAAGCCCUCCCUCCAGUCCCCCAGUAAGCACCAGUUCUGUGCCCCCCGGUUCCCCAGUGAGCACCGUUUCUGUGUGCCAAGUGGUGUGCAUGUCUCGUGCGAGUGCCUGGGAGGCCUGCGUGUGUGGUGUCGGGGUGGCCGCCUCAGCUGGCCGGUUUGCCCCGAGUCCUGGGGCAGACAGAGGCCUCAUGACCCCACAAGUCAAUACAGCUCUCUCAGCCCCCUCCCCUCCCAAAACAGGGUACCCCCACUGGCCCCCACGCUCCUUUGCCUGGGACCAAAGGGUUUCACUUUGCUCUCUGGUUUCUGUUCAAUGUUUACACCCCUUUUUCUACCGGCUGCUCCUGCGCAGCCAGGCUGGGGCUCGGCCCCGCAGCCCGACCGUGGUGCCCCUGGCCCUGUGCCCCCUCCCCUGUUUGGCAUGUGAUUGAACUGACCGGUUCUGCUCCUGUAGCACAGUGUCACCGAUGCCUGUGUGUCUGUCCCGCCCGUGGCGGCGGCUCCCAUGGAUGCAUGACAGUGAGAUGUUUUGCACUAUUUUGAAAUUUUUGGGCUCUGUAAAAAUAUUUUAUUAUAACUGACAUUAAAAA
Molecule: messenger RNA, 6743 nt
Organism: Hirundo rustica (Barn swallow)
Lineage: Eukaryota; Metazoa; Chordata; Aves; Passeriformes; Hirundinidae
Gene: UNC13A
Product: unc-13 homolog A
Exons: 44
Coding region: 49-5244 (1731 amino acids)
Biological process (GO): dense core granule priming; neuromuscular junction development; synaptic transmission, glutamatergic
Cellular component (GO): presynaptic active zone cytoplasmic component; terminal bouton; presynaptic membrane
Molecular function (GO): calcium ion binding; diacylglycerol binding; syntaxin-1 binding
Source: RefSeq, a predicted model, not a curated record